Molecule: messenger RNA, 561 nt
Organism: Ectocarpus sp. CCAP 1310/34
Lineage: Eukaryota; Phaeophyceae; Ectocarpales; Ectocarpaceae
Source: the annotation of a GenBank genome assembly
AUGGAUUCCAAGGGGAGAGUGGCGGUGGCGGAUGCGGACUCCCCCGCGAUACGAGUGUACGUAUCGGACGGCUCUACGGACGCCGUGGGGCAGUUCGACGGGCACAGUAGCCCCGUCCUGUCGUUGGCGUUCAACGAGCCCGCCAAGACGGUCGUGUCCGCUGACAGGAGCGGCGUGUUGGAGUACUGGAGUGCGGAUGACUACGGCCGCCCCCCGGCACGGGCGGUGAAGUUCAAGUUUAAGAUGGACACGGACCUGUACGAUCUGGCCAAGGCCAAGACGCGGCCUUGCAGCAUCUCCUUCAGCCCGGAUGGGAAGAGCAUGGCCGUCACCGCCAGGGAUAAGCAGGCAUGGUCGGUUCGAGCGUUCGACUUCCGAACCGGGAAGCUGCGGCGCAAGUACGACGAGAGCAGGAGGGCGAUGGAGGACAUGCUCGCCUCGGGACAGCUCAAGAUGGAUGCCAUGGACCUCGGAAAGAAGUCUGCCGUGGAGAAGGAGCUGGAGGUAUCUACGGCGCAUUUUGCAGGAUUUGUGACACCACAAGGCCGAUUUUCUGUUUGA